Panonychus citri (citrus red mite) is the source of this 1241-nucleotide messenger RNA. RefSeq names its product dual specificity protein phosphatase 12-like. Lineage: Eukaryota; Metazoa; Arthropoda; Arachnida; Trombidiformes; Tetranychidae. Bases 190 to 1110 code for a protein of 306 amino acids. The record is from RefSeq and is a predicted model, not a curated record. The transcript has 2 exons. Gene Ontology annotation, cellular component: nucleus. Gene Ontology annotation, biological process: protein dephosphorylation. Gene Ontology annotation, molecular function: protein tyrosine/serine/threonine phosphatase activity.
AAAGUUGCGGUUUUAGUUUUUCUGACAGUUGAAAGGGUUAAGUUGACAUGAGAAAAAAUUGUUUACUUUUGUAAGUGAAUCGAUUUGUGAUUUAUUUAAUUGUCACUCCAGAUUCUACAAUCGGGUUUUCGUUUAAUUUCACUCAUUAAAUUGAUUCGAUCGAUUAAAUUUCAUAUUCUCCAGUGGAUUAUGGAUGGAUAUUGUUCUGAGAUCGUCAAACAUGUUUACCUUUCGGACAUAAUGGCCGCAAGUUCACCGACAAGUAUAACUCGUUACAACAUCAAGCAUAUAAUCACUUGCAACAUAAAACCAAUUAGUGAACCUUUGGUGUCGAGUUACCUGUGGAUCGAUUCGGAGGAUAUGCCGAGACAAGAUUUAAUUUCCUUCUUCGAAAUUACCUAUUCUUUUAUCGAAAAAGCAGUCGAAAAGAAGGAGAAUGUUCUUGUCCACUGUAUCGCCGGAAUUUCUCGAUCAGCGACCAUUGUAACUGCUUAUUUGAUGAAGAAAUUAAGAAAACCCGCUGAAGAAUGUAUUGAAUUGGUUCGUAAAGAAAGAUCGAUUGUCGAUCCAAAUGAAGGAUUUCGAAGACAAUUAAAACUCUACGAAACUAUGGGCUACAAGAUCAACGUUCUCAACAAGGAUUAUCGUCUAAUCGUUUUAGAUCAAUUAGCCAGUAGAUUGUCGAGAAGACACUUUAUCCAUGAUACCGAGACUUCCAAUGCUGUUCACGAAAUUGUUCAUUCCUAUUUUACCAAAUUAUCGUCGACUGAUCAACUUUUCAAAGCGAAAGUUGUUUACAAAUGUAAAAAAUGUCGAAUCAAAUUGUUCACCGAAAUUCAUGUCAUUUCGGAUAAUCUGGUUAAUUGUAAAUCGCUUUACAUUGAACCUCAACCUUGGAUGCAAAGUAUGUUAACUGAAUUAACGGUUAGUGAUAUUAAUUGUCCUUCGUGUUUAAAAAAAAUCGGAUGUUUUGAUGUUUCCGGAAUCGAUUGUGAUUCCAAAUGUACAACCCACACAAGCAUCAGACCAGCAUUUAAAAUCAAUGUCAACGAUAUUGAUGUUGACAAUUUAGCUCUUCCAUCAACUGUAUUCAUAAGUCAAGCUCAUUAAGAUGAUCAGUUGAUAGUUAAUUAUUUGAUAUUGACAUUUUUAAUUGUGUAGUUUAAUAAAUAAUAUAAAUUGUUCAAGUUAAAUAAUAAUAAUAAAAAAAAGCUUUCAUAUUUUCUUAUGGCACAUUAAAA